This is a messenger RNA of Rosa rugosa (rugosa rose), 896 nucleotides long. Its product is annotated as protein OPI10 homolog. Gene Ontology annotation, molecular function: nuclear import signal receptor activity. Gene Ontology annotation, cellular component: nucleus; cytosol. The record is from RefSeq and is a predicted model, not a curated record. The transcript is spliced from 2 exons. Lineage: Eukaryota; Viridiplantae; Streptophyta; Magnoliopsida; Rosales; Rosaceae. The coding region runs from base 133 to 696 and encodes 187 amino acids. Gene Ontology annotation, biological process: protein import into nucleus.
ACCGGAGGCUUCUCACAUCUCCUUUACAUUUGCUCUCCUCACCGUUACAGUCACACACUCUCUCUUCUGCUAAACAAAAGCCUAAAACCCUAAACUCUACUCCACAGAAAGAAGAAGAAGAAGAAGAAGAAGAUGUUUGGGGUUGUUUUCCCCAACCGUAGCUUCCCAAUGGACAUCUCCUCCUUCUCCCAAAUCGACACUUUCCAUUGGGUCCUCGACAUGAACACCUUCGUAGGUGAGGCGUACGAUCAGGUUCGUGAAAUGUGCAUAUUCCUCUUAAACGGCUUCCAGCUGCCGGCGGACAGAGCCCUGGCCGUUUACAUCCAGUCUCCCGGCUCCGCCUUCCUCUUCUGCGGCGCCGUCACCGUCGCUCGCCCCUCGGCGGUGCUCUCCCUCCCCUGGCCGGAGCCCGGUGGCCAGCUCCAGCUCACCGCCGACGCCGCCCCACUCUCCGCCAAGAUCGGGGUCUCGGUCGAGGACCUGGCCACGCUGCCGUCUCUGGAUGUCACCGCCGAGAAGCGAAUUGAGCGUUUGGCGAUGAAGGUUGGGGAGAAUCUGUUCAAUUUUAUGCAGUCGUUUUGUGGCGUCGAUGGCUCCAAGCUGGUGGUGCCCAUGGAUAUAUUGGAUCGGUGGUUCAAGAAGUUCCAGGAGAGGGCUAAGCGAGACCCCGAGUACUUGAAGGGCUUCGUUUUGUAAGUUCACUCACUUUUUUGUUUUAACUCUAUCAACCUUUCUGUAAACUCUGAAUCCUAUCAACUCAAUCUUCUGUAGAAUUUUCACUUGUUAGAACUUUGCUUCUUUCAAUCUGACAGUGAGAAACCCCCAAAUUUGGGGAUCCGUGUGUGAAUUGUUUAAUCUUCUAUGAAUGACAUAUAUCUUGUUACAUUGAUUCAAAA